Messenger RNA from Cyprinus carpio (common carp), 1014 nucleotides. RefSeq names its product small ubiquitin like modifier 2b. Gene Ontology annotation, cellular component: nucleus. Lineage: Eukaryota; Metazoa; Chordata; Actinopteri; Cypriniformes; Cyprinidae. Gene Ontology annotation, molecular function: ubiquitin-like protein ligase binding; protein tag activity. Gene Ontology annotation, biological process: protein sumoylation. The record is from RefSeq and is a predicted model, not a curated record.
ACGACGGGGCGCGGAGAGCGCACGCCCCGCUCGUGACCGCGCACGUCGCGCCUGUUUUUAAUCGGGGGCGCGGACGUGCGCGCCCCCGCGGAGUCUUUGUGUGGCGGCGUCGAGAGGAGCGCAAACACAAUAACCAUGGCCGACGAGAAACCCAAGGAGGGGGUAAAGACGGAGAACAACGACCACAUCAACCUGAAGGUGGCGGGACAGGACGGGUCAGUGGUCCAGUUUAAAAUCAAGAGACACACACCGCUCAGCAAGCUCAUGAAGGCCUACUGUGAGAGACAGGGACUGACGAUGAGGCAGAUUCGAUUCCGGUUUGACGGACAGCCGAUUAACGAGACAGACACGCCCGCACAGUUGGAAAUGGAGGAUGAAGACACAAUUGACGUUUUCCAGCAACAGACAGGAGGACACAUCUGAAUGGGACGACUCUCGCGACCCCGACCCGUCUCUCUCUCUCUCUCUCUCUCUCUGCUCCUCAUGGUUAUCUGUAACUGCUGUUGUAUAGUGUUUUCAGUUCAUCACGUUUUUCUUUCGUUUUGUACAUAAAGGGUUUCUGCUACAGUAAUUAUUACGUUGGGAUUGUUAAUUGCCGUAAAAUCUGACAUGUUAUGCCCGAGUCUUUGAACGAGCGAUCGCUUGACCAUCAUGGAGACAGUCAUCUGUGUACAGAUCAACUAAUACAUGUUUCCCCUUAAGAAUCAGUGAGGAUGCGAGCUGUGUGGGUUUCGUUCUGGUUCGGAUUUGAGCGCACAGGCUCAAGAAAUGAUACAGAAAUGUUCUGCUCUGUUGUACUUUACGCAGACAAACCUGCAGUUCAGAUUGACUUUCUGUUUUCCAUUCAGAUAAAUUGGUUUUACAACUUUUUAUUGUAGUGGUCAUGUAAAGUGCGAAACUUGUGUGGAACAUGCUUUGCCUCGAGCACGUACGAGGGAAGUCAUGUUUUCAAUACAAGUCCAGCAUCUGUCUGUAUUGUCUAAUCUCUUGUUAAAAUAAAAUAUUCUCUUUUUA